Messenger RNA from Cetraspora pellucida, 314 nucleotides. The record is from the annotation of a GenBank genome assembly. Lineage: Eukaryota; Fungi; Glomeromycota; Glomeromycetes; Diversisporales; Gigasporaceae.
AAAAAAGUACUGAUAGUUUAGAAAAUAUGAGCUAUGAAAGUCAUGAAUUUGACAAUAAACCUACAGAACUUUGUGAAAUUAGGUCAGAGUCUGAAGAAUUUGAGAACCUUAUUAUAGAUGAAGACUUGGAUAAUGAGUUGUUAGAUUCUAAUUUCUUAAAAGAAAAGUUUGAAAUAUCAGCGAAUAAGAUUGAUAUAGAGAAAAAUAAUAAUUAUGAGUUACCUUCUAAAAUUAAGGACAUCAUUCAUCUAGACAUAAAUCCUGUUGCUAAAUGGGAUCUAAAAUUACUUUUUAAUGAGUUACAAUUACUUUAA